This is a messenger RNA of Striga hermonthica, 525 nucleotides long. Lineage: Eukaryota; Viridiplantae; Streptophyta; Magnoliopsida; Lamiales; Orobanchaceae. The record is from the annotation of a GenBank genome assembly.
AUGCCAAGGGAUAGAGACCCGCUAGUAGUGGGUCGGGUUAUAGGUGAAGUAUUAGAUCCAUUCACAAGAUCCAUUGGACUUAGAGUUAUUUACAAUAACAGAGAAGUUUCUAAUGGCUGUGAGUUUAGGCCAUCUCAAGUCGUUAACCAGCCUAGAGUUGAUGUCGGUGGCGAUGAUCUUCGCACUUUCUACACUCUGGUUAUGGUAGACCCUGAUGCUCCAAGCCCUAGCGAUCCUAAUCUUAGAGAAUAUUUGCACUGGCUGGUUACUGAUAUUCCUGCCACAACUGGAGCAACAUUUGGUCAGGAGAUUGUGUGCUAUGAGAAUCCUCGUCCGUCUAUGGGCAUCCACCGAUUUGUGUUUGUGUUGUUUCGUCAGCUCGGGCGACAGACAGUGUAUGCACCGGGCUGGCGCCAGAAUUUCAACACCAGAGAUUUUGCGGAGCUGUAUAAUCUCGGUUCUCCUGUGGCGGCCGUUUACUUCAAUUGUCAACGGGAGAGUGGCUCGGGCGGGAGGAGACGUUAA